Molecule: messenger RNA, 1825 nt
Organism: Oryza sativa Japonica Group (Japanese rice)
Lineage: Eukaryota; Viridiplantae; Streptophyta; Magnoliopsida; Poales; Poaceae
Product: putative FBD-associated F-box protein At5g56390
Molecular function (GO): protein binding
Source: RefSeq, a predicted model, not a curated record
GCACACAGCACAACCAUCCGCUCGGCGCUCCAUCGAUCAGCGGCGGCGGGCGACGCCGCGACGAGCCCUACCAGGCGGCGGCGGCGGCAGCGGAGACCGGAGAGCGAGUCUUCCGGCGACUGAGCAAGGGCGCUCGCCACCUGUUCGACGGAAUGGCUACGAGGCGCGACGGCGGCAGGAGACGCGAGGGACUCACGGCCGAGGAGAACAGCGGCGAAGACUGGCUUAGCACCCUCCCGGACGAGAUCCUCCACAAUGUUCUCUCCUUCCUACCAGCGCACGAGGCCGUGUGGACGUGUCUGCUCUCCCGCCGCUGGCGCAACCUUUGGAGGUCCGCCCCCGUGCUGCGCAUCAGACACAGAUGGGUGGGUGUGGAGAGGUUCAACAAGUUUGUCAACAAUCUUCUUCUCUUGCGCGACCCGGUGCCUCUUGAUGAGCUCGAGUUCCAGACCUACACAUACUGGCCUACCAUGAUGCCCAGACCUUGUAUCUACGAGGUCAAGUAUGCUGAACUAUGGAUCAGGCAUGCGCUCAUGUGCAAGGCUCGGGUGCUCAGGGUCCUCGUUCAAUCUGAACAUUUAGCCCCGCUGGAAUUGAGCAUGCCUCUCAUCUCUAAACACUUGACCACCUUACAGCUUCGGUCUGUAAAGCUGGACAACCAUGCUCUUGAUUUCUCAAACUGUCCUGUACUGGAGGACCUUCAGAUGAAUUGCUGUACGAUUUCCACCCCCUACAAUAUUUUUUCCCAGUCACUAAAGCGUCUUUGCAUCACCAAACGUAAUAGGACUGAGACUAACUUCAUUGACGAUCUGUCAAGCUUACCUGCAUUGGAGGACCUUGUGAUGGAAUCAUGCAAAAUUUCCACUGACAAGAUGGUGUCCCAGUCACUAAAGCAUCUCUGUGUCACCAAAUGUAACUUCGAGAUGAGCACACGUAUUUCUGUCCCAGGUCUCAUUUCACUACGAUUGGGUGAUAAUUACGGCUCGAUUCCUUUGCUUGAAAGCAUGCCAUUGCUAGUAACAGCAUCUGUGAAGUUUGGGACUUUGUCUUGGGGUUGUCGGAAAUGCAGAUAUGAUCCUGGUACAUGUGUUUGUUGUGAUGGUGAUCCUGACGGUGAUGGCAGUGUCAAGUAUAAGUUUUUCAGAGGUCUGUCAAAUGCUGCAAAUUUGGAAUUAGUAGCUGAAGCUGGGAUGUGUAUUUUGAAGCAAGACUUGACAUGGUGCCCCACAUUCAGCAAGUUAAAGACUUUGCUUCUUGAUGGAUGGGUCGUUGGGCAUAAUUUCUGCGCUCUUGGUUGCUUUCUCCAACAAACAUCAAUUCUGGAGAAGCUCACUCUUCAACUUUAUAAGGGCCAUGAAGAUAUGGUGGAAAUUGAAGAAAGUAGCAGUUCAAUUGGACAAUUGGUCCAGUUUCAGAACCUUGAAAGAGUCAAAGUAAGAUGUUUAAGGAAUGAAGAAUGGGUUCACAAAGUUUUCAAGAUCUUGAAUGCCUGUGGCGUUUCUCCUGACAAAAUCACUAUCCAGGAUUCAGUCUGAGAAGUUCAGAGAUCUAGCAGAUGAUUGAUCGAGCUGACGACGUCCAUGCUGAAGUCCUUAUCUGAAUUCUGAAAGUGUGUGCUUUGGGUCUGCAAGAAUUAAUACUAACACUGUUGCUUGCUGAAGCUCAUAGAAAUACAGCUUUGAUCGAAUUGGUUACAGAAAACUAGCACACGGUACUUCUCAAUUGGUUAUCAUACUGGUUGUUAAAACUUAUCUCGACUAGCUAGUUUGUUUGUUUACGAUACGGUUUUCGUUGCCGACUCGGACAGAGACUCAUGUGUCCCUUU